Molecule: messenger RNA, 4425 nt
Organism: Lineus longissimus
Lineage: Eukaryota; Metazoa; Nemertea; Pilidiophora; Heteronemertea; Lineidae
Product: complement receptor type 2-like
Exons: 22
Coding region: 73-4038 (1321 amino acids)
Source: RefSeq, a predicted model, not a curated record
GAUCCUUUGUCAGUUACAGAAUGUUAUUUUACCAGGGUGAUUUAAUUACACCCAUCUUGAAAUAUCGAUACAAUGGACCAAAAGCUGCUUAAUCAUCUACGGGUUAAAGAGUUCCUCCUCGCGGUUGCAAUGAUGGCCAGUCUGCUGAUCUCUCACACGAGUUCGAAAAGAUAUAACUUCGGAGAUUGUCCCGAGAUGUCGAGUGCAGUCGUAAACAUCGCGAACACGGAAAGCGUUACCUUAAAGACUGGACAAACAAAAUGGGGCCACACCAGGCUGAACUUCUCCUGUCAGGAUUACUACCGCCACUUUGAUGGGGUUGACAUGCAGAUAUAUUAUUGUGACAAGGCCAAAGGUUUCUUUCCGUAUUGGUACGAAGAGAUACCCAUCUGUAAAGAGGGUGCAUGCAUUUCACCCAAGAAAGGUUCUGGUCAGUGGAUGAGGUUGGGCGAUGCCUGCUAUCAGAAAAUGAACAACGGGACCUUCCAGGAGGCCAAAACUCAGUGCACCGGAGUGGGUGGCCACGUCGUUGACCCCAUGACUACUCCAUUGCCCAACUUUCCAAGGCAGAUCUAUCAAGUUCUUUGGAAUAUCACCGAAGCUGCCAUCGAUGUUGGUCCAUUUUGGCUAGAUGCAGAGAAAAAAAGCGGAAAGUGGCUAACCAGUGAUGGAACUGAAAUAAAGAAUGUUUGUUUCGAUAGCGUCAUAAAGGCCGGGGGUGCCGGUAACUGCUUGACAGCCGCGAUGACGAAAGUGCAAAGAACGGACAGUGGAUGUAACGUUAUGAUACACGACUGUGCGUAUCAGGCGUUUGUCAUAUGCCAGCACGAAGAAAUUGGUUGCCCAAGGGACUGGCCUGGCGGCGAUAGGUUGUUAGCCCAAAACGGGUCUACAUACACACCGAAGAACUGUGGCGCAGGAAAAGAGCUCUUUCCAAAAUCUGCAACCUGCCAAGGAGGAAGUUGGGGUCUGAUACCCAAAUGUAAAAAGGUAAAAGGUUGUGGAAAAGUACACAGGUAUUUUCGUGGACCUUUCAAACACAAAGCCAAACUUAAUUUUAAAAGAAUUUGUAAAAAAACGAGAAUAAUGAUCCCUGGCAUGCCUGCAUUAUUGACAUGCAUGUACGGAGACUUUUAUUACGACACAAAGUCAGGAGGAAAAGUUAUCAAAAAUAAAAUGACAACUGCCGAAGUAAUAGGAAAGAUGAAUAGGGAUGGACACAGACAAGGUCCUUGUCAAGUUCUAAAAUGUAAAACGCCCAAACAUUGGAAAAAAAUAGGAUUUGUGGUGGGGGGACGUCCAAUUGCUGACGCAUAUCGAGUGAAUUUAAGGAUCAAUAUUAUAUGUCCGCCGAGCUACAAAACGAGCAAGUAUUUAAAAAAACUUAACGGACAGCUUCGUUGCCUAAAGACCGGACGGUGGAAUGCUAAUGUUUCGUCGGAUGCUACGUUAUGCGAUCGGAUAACCUGUACAAAGCCAUAUCCUGCUAUGCCGAACAAUAAACGUUACCUUUAUUCCGAGGGGACUAAGGAAAUGACUGUAGAAUGCGCCAAUCAUCAUGGCACGAUGGCACGGGAUGGGACGUGGAGCACGAAAGUUAUCAUUCAGUGUGAUCUCAAAACAGAGCAAUGGGUACCGCCUGCGGAAAAAUGCGAAGCUUUUAAAUGCACCAAACCAAAUAAAGACAUCGGCAGGGCCACUGUCUCCGGGAAUACCUCAAGCAUACGCGUUUCCUGCAAACAAGAGUUUGAAUACGCUGAUGGGAAGACCUUGAAGGAUUACAUCUGUGAUCUGAAGAAGAACAAUGUUGGGUUAUAUGAGUACGAAAAAGACAGGAAGGAUGAUAAAAUUUGUGGAACAAUGGUGAAAGAAUGUAGGAAGUUACCUGUUGUUGAGAAUGCCGUGUUCAAGAGAUCCUGGCUGGAUGUGUCUUACACCUGUAGGAAUGGUUACAUUUUUCCGGACAAAAAGACAACGAAAAACCUGAAAUGUGCCGCCAAAACCGGCUGGCCUCCGAUUGGGAAUUGUGCAGAGAUCCUUUGCACAGAACAACCAGCCAAUAUAUCGAAUGGUAACCUGACACAUUGGGACAAACACCAGGCAACUUACAAGUGCGAAAAGGGCUACAAGUUCGAUACUGAGGAUGAUGGGGUGAUAAACUGCACAGCCAAUGGUUGGCCUGCCAUAAAGUGCAUUAUUAUUCCUGAAACAACGACUCCCCUUAGUACAACAACAACUGAAGCCAAGUCUUCAGGUGGUAGAACAAACACCGGGAACAGUGCCAACCCACUGGCAAAGCCUGGUUCUAACGGGGGAACGAAAUCUUCAGCUUCAUCAAGUGGAUCAUCCAUUAUAAACAGUGCUGAUGGAAAAUCCACUGAAAAUAGUGGUGGCAGUGGACCAUCCACUGGGAGCAGUGCUGGUGGCCCGUUCAUUGGAAACAAACCAAUGGCCACGUCCCCCAGGAAGAUUGCUGGUGGCACGGCCUCUAGAAACAGGGAAGGAGGCGAGUCUGCCACUGGAAAGAGAGCCGGUGGCACGGCCACUGUAAAGAGUACAGGUGGCUCGUUGCCUAGAAACAAUGAAGGCGGCUCGUCCACUGGAAACGGUGCAGGUGGCACCUCCCUUGGAAACAUUGCAAGUGGCAUGACGACUGGAAACAAUGCUGGCGGCCAAUCUACUGGAAACAGUGCAAACCAACCAACGAAAGGGAGAUCAAUAUCUUCAUCAGUAAUCACAACCACAACAGUCCCACCUACGAUAGUAAAAUCCAGGGGUGGAGGCCCGGGGAAUGGUAAUGGAGGAACCGGCGGCGGCGGCGGAGAUAAAGGUGGAGGUGGAGGUGGAGGCGGACGGACUAUAAAAUUGGUCCAGUGCGUCGAUGUGGUCCAGUCGCAUGACCACCUCAAGCUGAUCAAUAAAGGCGACUUCUUCACUGGUUAUUCUGCUGUCUACAUGUGCACUGACGGGUUCGUGUUCGAUAAUGACCAGGACUAUGCCAUGGCUACGUGUACGGACAAAGGAAAGAUGGUUCCCAGCACAUUACCAAUCUGCGUCAAGAAAGGGUGUGACCUCCCGCAAUACAUCAAACACGCAAACAAGAGUUUGGCCCGAACUACCGUAAAACACGUUAUGGUGUACACGUGCCUGAAAGGAUACGAAUUUCCUAACGGAAAUAAUAUCAUGUACACGACCUGCAGUGCCAAGGGAACUUGGGUCCCGACCUUACCACAUUGUCAACUAAAAACGACGUGUCCGAGCCCGCCGGAUGCAGAGAAUGCAACCAAGACGUCUCGUGAAGACCACGAGCCGGUUGGAAGGAUCAACGUCUAUUCCUGUCAUGCUGGCCACCGCUUUCCCAACGCCAUCAAGAACGAGUACAUCUGGUGUACAAGUCGGGGAAGGUGGAACAGAAGAGUUGUACAUGCCUGCAAUCUGGUCCAUUGCGGACAACUAAACGUCCCCUCCAACGCAUCAUGCGAGAUAACGAGACAAGAGCUUACAGGCCAGGGUGACGACCUGGUAGGCACGGAGCUGAAGUGCCGAUGCUACUGGGACGGUGCCCGGUUCAGAGAUGGUGACUUGUUCAAGACGCCCUUAUGCCGUUCGAGUGGACGAUGGAGUAUGGAUCUACCACCGUGCGGGGAUGCAGAAUGGUGCUACUACCCACCUCAGCUCCAUAAAGCAGUCCUCAUUGACAGCAAAGACCAAAAGAGGAACAGUACUGUACGGUAUAUGUGCGAGAAAGGAUACCAUUGGCCCAAUAACAUGACCAACAUGACGGCCUAUUGUAACAUGUCUGGAUUUUGGACCUACCCGUUCAAAGUCUGUUACCGCAAUGAAACCGAAGCAGACCUUGAUGCCAGGGCUCCAAUCCCACCCCUGGAGUCUCCGUUUGGUCCAAUGAUUGCCAAGCUGUUCAUCGGAUUUGUGGUCGGGGUGUUCGGCUUCAUCGUCUUGAUGGACAUCCCCAAGAUGUGCUAUGAUCUCAGAACUGCAGGCAAGAACAAAUUCCACCAAGAGCUACAUGCGCAGUAACAGUAGUUUCAAGACUGCUGGCAAAGACGAACUCACGUGCAAUAAUAUUGUUGAUAAUUACUGGCAGUGACAAAUUCCAUUCCAUUGUUGAUUUCAAGACUUGUCAAGAACAAAUUCCAUUGGGAGCUCAAUAUGCAAUAACAUUGUUGAUUUCAAGACCGCUGUCACGAACAAAGAUAUUUGAAAUAUCGAGAGGCGUAGUGUAUUGAAAACCCCUGGUUAUACAAGGACUCUGGAUGGUGCAAGUUUCGAUCGUUUCAUAACCACAAGUAUUUUGUCGAAAUCAGUCCUUAGUAAUGAUAUUUUGCCUUGCUAUCAACUUUACUGUAAGUACAUUGUUUAUUUUGGAUGGUCCUUUUAAAAAAUAAAUUAAUUAUAUUUAAAAAA